This is a messenger RNA of Purpureocillium takamizusanense, 1172 nucleotides long. Its product is annotated as Dihydrofolate reductase. Bases 280 to 1014 code for a protein of 244 amino acids. The record is from RefSeq and is a predicted model, not a curated record. Gene Ontology annotation, cellular component: peroxisome; mitochondrion. Gene Ontology annotation, molecular function: glutathione peroxidase activity; glutathione transferase activity. Lineage: Eukaryota; Fungi; Ascomycota; Sordariomycetes; Hypocreales; Ophiocordycipitaceae. The transcript is spliced from 5 exons. Gene Ontology annotation, biological process: glutathione metabolic process.
CUAAGUUAACUUUGUACUUGCGGGAUGGAGAUGCCGCCUGUCGCGACCCCAUAAACGUUAGGACCUACUCUCUGUCGUCACCAAUCCCUCUCAAAACCUCCGUGGACGGAGGAGUCUGGGCAAGGUCGCCGCAUCCCACACACACACACUCCCCCUCAACGAACCCCGAUUUCUCCUUGACCUGCUUCUACUGUCCCGCGGUCACGCAAUCCGAGCCUCCUCGUCGCAAUUCCCCGGAAAGCAGCAAAGACACCGACUACGCUUGUUGGGUUAGCCAUCAUGGGUGGCGGGCGCAUCGACUGCUAUCUCGACAUAGCCUCCCUCUUUAGCUAUGUCGCCUUUGUCGACCUCAUCGGCAACCUCGACACGCUCGCCGCACAUGGGGUAAAGGUCGAGUUCCACCCCGUCUUCCUGGGCGGCAUCAUGCAGGCCUCGGGGAACCGGCCGCCGUGGAUGCUCCCGGCCAAGGCCAAGUACCUCUCGCACGACUCGCGCCGCGCCAUGGCCGCGCGCGGCAUCACCGACUGGGCCUCGCCCCCGAACCUCAUGGAGCUCGCCCGCACCCAGUCGCCCCUGCGCGCCCUCCACUACAUCAAGGCCAACUUCCCGCCCGCCGCCCUGCACGCCACCCUCGCCGCCCUGUUCCGCCGCUUCUGGGCCCCGCCGCACGCAAACUUCACCGACGACGCCGUCCUCGCCGCCACCCUGGCCGAGGUCGUCGUCGUCGACGAUGGCGGCGGCAACAACAACAACCCCCAGGACCGGAGGAGGUUCUUCUCGGACGAGCAGGUGCGGGCCAUCAUGGCCGCUAGAGACGGCAUGAAGGACUCCCUCAAGGAGGAGACGGGCAGGGCCCUCGAGCUGGGUGCCUUUGGCGCCCCUUGGAUCUGGGUCACCAACGAGGCCGGCAAGGCGGAGCCCUUUUUCGGCAGCGAUCGUUUUGCACAGAUUUACAAGCACCUUGGCAUUGCGUAUCAAGACGUGAAGAUUCUGGAUCCGGGAGCCAAGCUGUGAGGGGAUCCCGCCAUCGAUGGAACUUGGAAGCGUGCAUGGCAAAAAUCUAGCUCUUGUAAAUUGACCGCCAUAUGAACAGAUAGGAUACAUGGUUUCAACUGUCAUGUAGAAUAGGAGUUACAAAAUCGCUUCAUGUGCUGGGAAAGUAAAGUACGCGG